Helianthus annuus (common sunflower) is the source of this 4101-nucleotide messenger RNA. RefSeq lists its product as uncharacterized. Gene Ontology annotation, molecular function: DNA helicase activity. The transcript has 7 exons. Bases 1 to 4101 code for a protein of 1366 amino acids. NCBI's taxonomy places the organism in Eukaryota, Viridiplantae, Streptophyta, Magnoliopsida, Asterales, Asteraceae. The record is from RefSeq and is a predicted model, not a curated record. Gene Ontology annotation, biological process: telomere maintenance; DNA repair.
AUGAAGCUGACCUUCAAGCAAUUCAACGUCAAAUGUGUGCUGAAGAAAGAGAAAAAAAGGAAGUAUGUUCUUCAACAAAAGAGAAACAAUAGAGGUUGUCAUCCUGCAUCAACAUCUGAUUCUGUUGAAAGGAUUCCAUUUUCAAAUACUUCAAGUGGUUCAACCAACAAUGUCGAAAGAAGGAAUCUCCAUCACACUCCUUUUGGAAGUACUAAGCAAAUAUCUAAUUUUGUUGAGAGGACUCCAUUAUCAGAUAUUACAAAUUGUGGAAUAUCUAAAAUUGAAUUACAAAUGAGUGAUGAGAUGUUACCAGAUUCUGUGAUUAAGAAGAUUCAUGGAUUUUCUAAAGAUUAUAUUAAUCAUGGAGAUGCCAUCUUUGUGUGUUCUAAAUGUGAUGCAAUGUUAUGGGAAGAUAAAAUGCUUAGGGGAAAUAAAAAACGUAACAAAACAUCCUAUUCUCUUUGUUGUUCAAAUGGAGAUGUUGAGCUACCAUGCCCGCCUACACCUCCUCCAUUACUACGUCAUUUAUAUAAAAGUCAUACCUCACAGUCUCGCAAUUUCAUGGAUAAUAUUCGAGCAUAUAACAUGAUGUUUUCCUUCACAUCUCUUGGUGGGAAGGUUGACAAAAGUUAUCAAAGAGGUAAAGGUCCUUAUGUAUUUAGACUACAAGGUCAGAAUUAUCAUCGAAUGGGUAGUCUACUUCCGGACGAUGGGGAAGAACCUAAAUUCUCCCAGCUUUACAUAUAUGAUUCACAAAAUGAAGUUGUAAAUCGUCAAAAAGCAGUAAGUUCUCAGAUAGAAUGCAAAACUACAAGAAACAACCAUCUUGAUAGUAAAACCAUAGAGGGUCUUAAAGAUAUGUUGGAUUCUUGCAAUCCUCUUGUCCAAUCCUUCAGAAUGGUAAGAGAUUGUUUUCAAGAAAAUGAGUUUCAAGAUGUAAGCUUGAAGCUUAUUGGAACAAGAGAUAAGGAUGGAAGAUUUCACAAUUUGCCAACAGCAUCAGAAAUUGUUGCGUUAAUACAUGGUGAUUUUGAUAGAGCAUUUGAUAAAUGGGACAUUGUUGUUAGAAAGAAGUCUGGUGGUCUUCAAAGAAUUAAUGAGCUUCAUCCCUCUUACCUUGCUUUGCAAUAUCCACUUAUUUUCCCAUAUGCGGAAGAUGGUUAUAGAGUUGGUAUUAAACAUAGAGGGAUUGCGAUUGAUGAUGAGGUACUUAGAACCAAUCUUACAUUUAGAGAAUUCUUUUGUUACAAAAUUCAAGAUAGACAGAAUCAGUUUUCAUUGUUAGUUAAUGCGAAAAAACUAUUUCAGCAGUUUCUGGUUGAUGGAUACACGAUGAUAGAAUCUGCCAGGUUGAAUUAUAUAAGGACACAACAACCUAAACUUAGAGUGCAGAAUCUUAAGAACUUGAAUGCUACUGUUGAAAGUGGAGAGAAUAAUGCCUUAAGUUGUGGUAAACCUAUACUUUUACCUUCAUCAUUUACUGGUGGUUCUAGAUAUAUGAUGCAAAAGUACUUGGAUGCUAUGGCAAUUUGCAAGUCUGUUGGAUAUCCUGAUUUAUUCAUAACGGUGACUUGUAAUCCAAACUGGCCUGAGAUUUACAGGUGUUUGCACGAUAAAGCUCUUAAUGCUGAAGACAGACUGGAUAUUAUCUCUAGAUUAUUCAAGUGUAAAUUGGAUCAUCUUAUAAAAGAUUUCAAGAAACAUAAAUUCUUUGGUGAUAUACAAGCAGCCCACUGUUCAAAAAUUUCAGUUAUGUAUACAGUGGAAUUUCAGAAGCGUGGUCUCCCACAUGCUCACAUAUGUUUGUUCUUGGGUGCUGAAAGCAAAUUUCCAAAUGCAUCUGAUAUUGAUCGUGUUAUUACUUCUGAGAUACCAGAUAAAGAAAGAGAUCCUGAAUUAUAUGAGUUUGCCAAGCAAUUUAUGAUUCAUGGACCAUGUGGUACAGACAACCCACUUUGUCCAUGUAUGGUUCAUCAAAAAUGUUCUAAAAAGUUUCCCAAAAAAUAUAUAGAUGAGACUUGUGUUGAUUCUGAAGAAUAUCCUGUCUAUCAUCGCCGUCAAACAAGUAAUACAGUAGUAAAGAAUGGUGUGACACUUGAUAAUAGAUUUGUAGUUCCUUACAAUGCUCUCCUGCUCAGAAAGUAUCAGUGCCACGUUAACGUUGAAUGGUGUAACCAGUCAGGUUCUAUCAAAUAUUUGUUUAAAUAUAUUAAUAAGGGGCCUGAUAGAGUCACUGCUUCUGUUUUUCAUGCCAAUAGCACCAAGAAUAAUACGGAACAGAAUGUAGCUGUAGAUGAGAUAAAAGCAUACCUUGAUUGUAGAUAUAUCUCUGCUUGUGAAGCUGCUUGGAGAAUAUUCAUGUAUGAUAUACAUUAUAGAUAUCCAGCUGUUGAAGUAUUACCUUUUCAUUGUGAAGAUGGUCAGAGUAUUGUGUAUAACGAUCAUGAUAAUUUGUGUGAUAUUGUUACUGAUCCAACUGUGAAAAUGACAAUGUUUACAGAGUGGAUGAAUUGUAAUAAAGUCGAUGAAUUUUCCAGGACACUGAGGUAUGUUCAGUUUUCGGGAUAUUAUGUAUGGAAUGCUAAAAAUCGCAAAUGGAAUCGAAGAAAGCAUCCGUAUAGAUCAAUUGGGAGGGUACAUUAUGUCCCACCAUCACUUGGUGAUUGUUAUUACCUAAGGAUUUUACUGAAUCAUAUUAAGGGACCAACCUGUUUUGAAGAUAUAAAAACAGUUGAUGGGCAGGUUUUUCAAAUAUUUAAAGAUGCAUGUUUUGCACGGGGGCUGUUGGAUGAUGAUAAAGAAUAUGUUAAUGCUGUCAAAGAAGCUAGCACGUGGUCAACCAAAGAUUUCUUGAGGACCUUUUUUGUAAUGUUGUUGCUGUCAAAUUCGAUAUCUCGUCCUGGUGUUUUUUGGUCAGAAACGAAGUCCCUGUUAUGUGAAGGCAUUCUGUAUCAGCAACGAAAGAUAACUGGUAUUGCAGAUUUGGAUCUUCAACAAGAAAAACUUGAAAAUAUAUGUCUAUCUGAAAUUGAAAAGUUGCUACUUACCAAUGGAAGUACAGUGAGAAAUUUUAAUGAUAUGCCAAGUGUUCCGGACAAUUAUGUUUCAUCGUCGAACAAUCGAUUGAUAAUGAAAGAAUUAUCGUAUGACAGACUAGCUCUUCAAAGGGAACAUGAUCGUUAUGUAAAGUGUUUAACUGCCAAACAGGAAAGGAUAUAUAAAAUUGUUAUGGAAGCGAUUGAAAAAGGUGAUGGAGGUGUGUUUUUUGUAUAUGGUUAUGGUGGAACUGGAAAGACGUUUCUUUGGAAGACAUUCUUAGCUGCAUUACGAUCAAAAGGUGAAGUUGUAUUGAAUGUUGCAUCCAGUGGAAUUGCUUCACUUUUGCUGAAUGGUGGUAGAACGGCUCAUACAAGGAUUGUAAUUCCAAUCAACAUUAAUGAGAAUUCAAUAUGUUCGAUAGAGCCUAAUACUAAGUUAGGUGAUUUUAUUAAAAGAGUAACAUUGAUUAUUUGGUAUGAAGCACCUAUGACUCACAAGCAUUGUUUCGAGGCUCUUGAUAGAACAAUGAGAGACAUAUCACGUUCCAGUCAACCGAACAUGCAAUCGAAGCCGUUUGGGGGAAAGGUCAUUCUAUUUGGUGGUGAUUUUAGACAAAUUCUUUCGAUCAUCCCUAAAGGUACCAGAACAAUGAUAGUCAAUGCCUCUUUGAAUUCUUCUUAUAUAUGGCGGCACUGUCAAGUACUAAAGCUAACUGAGAAUAUGAGAUUAAGAGUUGGUUGUCAGGAAGCAGAUUUGAAAGAAAUAAAGGAAUUUGGAGAAUGGAUUUUAAAGCUUGGUGAUGGUCUGCUUGGUGAAGAAAAUGAUGGUGAGAUUGAUAUUGAAAUACCAGAUGAUUUACUUAUUCAUGACCAAGUCAAUCCUAUUUCUUCUCUCAUUUCAUUUAUAUAUCCGGACAUGAAUAAUUUUUUGUGGGAUGUAAUGUAUUUCCAACAAAGAGCGAUUCUUGCUCCAACUAAUGAAGUAGUGGAUUCAAUAAAUAAAGAGUUGUUAGAGAGUCUGCCCGGUGAAGAAAAGGUUUAUUUUAGUUCAGAUAGUUUAUGA